AUGGAAACAGCAACAAGCCCUGAUGCUGCAGCAGGCGGUUCGCGACCACCACACGGCCAUCAUCCGCCAUCACGCCUCGCCAGGAAGGACGGGAGCUCCCAGGAGAGCCAGUCCCAGGCCAGCCAUCCCCUGUAUAGCCACGGCGUGUGCAAAUGGCCAGGCUGCGAGGCCGUGUUUGGAGACUUCCAGGCCUUCCUCAAGCAUCUGAAUAAUGAGCAUGCCCUGGAUGACAAGAGCACGGCGCAGUGUCGUGUCCAGAUGCAGGUGGUCCAGCAGCUAGAGCUCCAGCUGGCCAAAGACAAAGAUCGGCUGCAGGCCAUGAUGGCUCACCUCCGCGUCAAGUCCUCUGAGGCCAAGCCAGCACCUCAGCCUGUCAACCUGGUGUCCAGUAUGACGCUCUCCAAGGCGACAGUUCCCAAGACACCCAUCUCCAUGAGUCUGUCGCAGUCGGCCAUGGCCCCCUCCACGCCACGCACGUCCCUGCCCCAGUCUCCCACCGUCAUCAUCCCAGCCGGCCUGCACAGCACUGGACCCUCCCGCCGACGCCUCUCCGACAAGUACGGGGCCUCCAUGAACCAAGACAUCGUCCAAAACAAGGAGUUCUACUCCAGCGCAGAAGUCAGACCUCCGUUUACGUACGCCUCCUUAAUACGGCAGGCUAUUUUUGAGUCUCCAGACAGACAGCUGACACUAAACGAGAUCUACAACUGGUUCACGCGAACGUUUGCCUAUUUCAGAAAGAACGCAGCAACAUGGAAGAAUGCUGUGCGGCAUAACCUGAGUCUGCACAAAUGCUUUGUGCGUGUGGAGAACGUGAAGGGGGCCGUGUGGACAGUAGAUGAACUCGAGUUCCAGAAGAGGAGACCACAGAAGAUCACAGGGUCUCCCUCCAUUGUGAAGGGCAUCCAGUCCAGCCUUGGCCACAGUCCGGCCUUCUCUGCUCUUCAGGCUGCCAUGGCGGAGAGCUCCCUGCCCCUGUAUGGCUCGGCGUCUCUGGGCAGUGGGGGGCUGCACUCCCUGGCCUCUGCCAUCCGCCACGAGCUCAACGGCUCCCUGGACAAGGACCAGGACAUGGACAGCGACGCCAGCGACUCCAGCACCGACCUCUCCCCCCCGCCCACACUAUACCCUUCCAGAGUGAAGGAGGAGCAGCUGGAGGAGGAGGAGUAUGAGGAGGCGGCCCACUCCCCGGAGAUGAUGCUGGACGAAUGCAGCCCGGAACUGGAGCACAAGCGCUACUAUGAGCCCUCAGAGAGGAAUGACCUGCCCCGGGCCUCUCCACCUGCCUUCUCCUGAGAGCCCCCCCCCCCCACACACACACACACACACACACACACACACACACACACACACACACACACACUUCCACAUGGGCCUAAUCACUCAGUCACUCACCCACUGUUGUGCACACACACAGAACACAAACACUCUCUCAUUGACAGCUAAGAUAAUGUACUGAACGGACACACAGCGCAUUUGGUGGAACACCACUGAGAACCGCCUCACGGCUAGAGGGACUUUUUGGUUGUGGUUGUUGUUGUUACUGUAUUUAUUUUGAAUGGCGACACAUUGUAGCGCCCUGUGGACCGGACUGACCUCACUGGUACGUCAAGGGCUCAUCAGUGCCUGAGCGCAGAAAGGGCCAACAAAGGGCCAACUCCGUGACCGCUCCCUCCCAAGACCUCCACCACCACACGGCACAUAGGUCCCACUGCUCUCCUCCACCCACCACACGGCACAUAGGUCCCACUGCUCUCCUGCACCCACCACACGGCACAUAGGUCCCACUGCUCUCCUCCACCCACUGCCACUGACUUGUCUCGCGUGAUGCCUUGUAUGUCUGAAUUUGUGUGUGUGUGUGUGUGAGUACAUGUUAUUUUUUAUGGUAAUGGUUUCAUAAUUUACAUUUAGCUCCAGUCAGGGUGAAAGGUGUUUGUGUGUGUGUGUGUGUGGGUGUGUGUGUGAGUAAGAGUGUGUGUGUGAUAGACAAAGGGUCAUAAACUUAGUGAAUGUCUCGAUCAUCUGAUUUACCUCCAUUUUAUUUUGUUUUUAAUUUGACAAAAAAAGUUGAAUUUGAACCAAAGUGGAACAUGUCUGACUAGCACUUGAUGAAUGUUGUUUGUUUUUAGUUCCUUUUGUUCUUCAUCUUUCUCUCGGCCCGAGUGUUUGUUGAAGGGCAGGAGUAGCAUACUGUGUUUUGUAGGUAGUUUUCAUUCUAAGACACAAUGCCUUCCAUUGCAUUAUUUUAAAGGAAUGUCUGUAUAUUCCUCUGACUCAUGGUAGUAGAUAGUACAAACUUAAUUAGGAGAGGAUAAAUCUGCAUUUAUGUAAAAAAAAGAAAGUCUAGUUUUUAAGGUUCUCUUUUGAAUUUGUAACUGUCCAUGGAGUUAACCAAAGACUAUGAAAAUAAGGACACAUAUUCCUUGUUUACAUCAGAUUGGCCAGAUGAGAACGUGAUCGUCAGCAGCUACCAAUGAAUUUGUAAAAAAUAGAUAUUGGCAAGUGUGAAUCGUUAAAUGCCAAAUAUGGGUCAGUGUCAAUCACAUGUUUGAUCCAGCAGUCCUGUGGGAGUUUUAACCCUCAUCUCCUCAGACUAGCGAGGUCAUGAAAAGCCUGAGGCUCUUAACACUUGAUUUGUUGUUUUUUAUUCCCUUUUAUAUAAUGCAAAUAUACUUGUUCUUGUAUUUGUACAAAGGGCACUAUCCUUUAAUAAUAAAAGCCAAAUAAAAAUAAAUAAAAAACA
Alosa alosa (allis shad) is the source of this 2743-nucleotide messenger RNA. It is a transcript of the gene foxp1a, whose product is annotated as forkhead box P1a. Gene Ontology annotation, cellular component: nucleus. The record is from RefSeq and is a predicted model, not a curated record. Gene Ontology annotation, molecular function: DNA-binding transcription repressor activity, RNA polymerase II-specific; RNA polymerase II cis-regulatory region sequence-specific DNA binding. The transcript is spliced from 12 exons. Gene Ontology annotation, biological process: regulation of transcription by RNA polymerase II. Lineage: Eukaryota; Metazoa; Chordata; Actinopteri; Clupeiformes; Clupeidae. Bases 1 to 1296 code for a protein of 431 amino acids.